UCAUUUCAAAAAAAAUAAAUCAUAGAAAAACACUAGUUUUUACUAAAGGGGAGUUUAUUAUCCCUCCAUUACCCAACAACAAAUAAAGCAUUUUCCUUUCUUAAAAUUCUUGCUUUUUAAAGCUCACCCUCCAUAAUUCCCACUCAUUAUCUUUUCUCCUCAAAGCUUCCUCACUUCCUUAUCUCCUCACUUUCUCUCUCUAUCCCUAUCCCUCUUUCUCUCUCUUCCUAAUGCUAUUUCUACAUCACCCCCAAUUCUCAAACAUAAAUAAGCUUAAUAUAGAGAGAGAAAGUGAAAUAUGAGAUAUAUAAUCUUGGAGAUCCCUUAAGUCCCACAAUAGCCCAAGAAUUAUACUAUAAACCCUUCUUUUUCUUCCUUAUCUAAUUGUUUUUAUAAUAUAUAUAUUUUGGGUAUAUAUUGUAUUAAUUCCAACAAAAUAUAUAUAGUGGGAAUUAAAUUUAUUUUUUUAAAAAAGAGUGGGAAUUAUGGAUGGAGAUCAUCAUCAUCAUCAGCAUCACCAUCACCAUGAAUUUCACAAUCACCACCGUCCUAAUUUCCCUUUCCAACUCUUGGAAAAGAAGGAAGAAGAAGCAUGUUCAAGUUCAACCCCAUUUAAUUCUUCCUUAGCCAUAGUACCCACUGGGUCGGAAGGCCUGAGCCCGAGCCCAACCCCAUCAACUUCAAUUGGAGUUACACAAACACAACCCCAAGGUGGAGGAGAAUCCGCUUCUGGGGCCGUUAAAAAACCGGCCCCAAAACGAACCUCCACAAAAGACCGACACACAAAAGUAGACGGGCGGGGUCGGAGGAUCCGAAUGCCCGCCUUAUGUGCGGCCCGGGUCUUCCAACUUACAAGAGAAUUAGGACAUAAAUCUGAUGGAGAAACCAUUGAAUGGCUACUUCAACAAGCCGAACCCGCAGUAAUUGCUGCAACGGGUACGGGUACCAUACCCGCAAAUUUUACAUCAUUAAAUAUAUCUCUUCGGAGCUCCGGAUCUUCUCUUUCGGUUCCGUCACAGUUAAGAUCCGCUUCAUCGUAUUUUAGCCCGAAUUUCACAACUUCAGCCUCUGCUUCACGUCGUAAUUUCUUCGCCGGAAUUGGGCUUUCUUCCGAUACUUCUCCGUCAUCCGCUUUACUCAAUUUUCAGACGGCUACUUUGAAUUUAAACCCGGGUUUGCUACAAGCAAAACAGGAAUGUACGACACCUACUAAUAAUAGUAAUACCAAUCAAAUCAAUAAUACUAAUAAUAGCUCGCUAGAUCUUUCGAAUGAGGGGGAGGAAGAAGGAGGAGUUCGAAAACGACGGUUAGAAGGCGAAUAUGGCGGGUCGGGCGGGUCGUAUGGGCAAAUUCCGGCAACGAACUUUUGGAUGGUGGCGAAUAGUGGAAAUCAUCAAGGUGGUGCUGUAAUGAGUGGAGACCCAAUUUGGACAAUUCCAUCAGUUAAUAAUAGUGCUACUGCUGGGUUGUAUAGAGGUACUGUUCCUAGUGGGUUACACUUCAUGAAUUUUGCUACACCAAUGACAUUAUUGCCAAGUCAACAAUUGGGUCCCACUAUGGGUUUAGGGCAAAGUGGUGGUGGAGGUGGAGGUGGUGGUGCGGGUGGUCAUAAUUUGAGUUCGGGUGAACAGGCUCAUCAACAUCUUGGUCCGCUUACUGGACUUAAUCCUUAUCGAAAUAUUUCUGGGAGUGGGAUCUCGGACUCUCAAGCGAGUGGAUCCCACUCCCAUCAUGGAGAUGACCGACACGAUACAACGAGUCACAGUCAUCAUUCUUAAGGAAUGUAAGCAUGGAUAAAUUUUUAGGGGUUUUAAUUAUUUUUGAUGCUAAAAUGCUUGGUUUGAGUAUAUUAAUCAACAUACAACCAUUGCUUGGGAAGCAAA
Messenger RNA from Amaranthus tricolor (Joseph's coat), 1883 nucleotides. Its product is annotated as transcription factor TCP14-like. NCBI's taxonomy places the organism in Eukaryota, Viridiplantae, Streptophyta, Magnoliopsida, Caryophyllales, Amaranthaceae. Gene Ontology annotation, cellular component: nucleus. Bases 486 to 1778 code for a protein of 430 amino acids. The transcript has a single exon. Gene Ontology annotation, molecular function: DNA-binding transcription factor activity; sequence-specific DNA binding. The record is from RefSeq and is a predicted model, not a curated record.